GAAGGAGGGGUUGGGAGGGAGGGGGGAAGGAGGGGGAAGGAGGGGGGAAGGAGGGGGGAAGGAGGGGGAAGGGGGGGGAAGGAGGGGGAAGGAGGGGGGAAGGAGGGGGGAAGGAAGGGGUGGGAGAGGGAGGGAGGGGGGAAGGAGGGGGCGGGAAAGGGAGGGAGGAGGGAAGGAGACAAGGCAAGACGGGACAGGCAAGAUAUGGGCAGACAAGGUAUGAGCUAUUAUUGAGGCGCUUCAAAAACC
Molecule: messenger RNA, 249 nt
Organism: Closterium sp. NIES-67
Lineage: Eukaryota; Viridiplantae; Streptophyta; Zygnematophyceae; Desmidiales; Closteriaceae
Source: the annotation of a GenBank genome assembly